AUGAUCACACUAGUCGCCUUUGACCUCGACGGCACGCUCGCUGAGAGCAAACAACCCAUCAAACCCGACAUGGGAGAAGCCCUCUCAGCCCUCCUCUCAGUCGCAAACGUGGCAAUAAUCUCUGGCGGCGACUGGCCCCAAUUCCACAAACAGGUCGCUAGCCGUCUGCCUGCUUCUGCAGACCUUUCAAAACUCUGGCUGAUGCCAACCACCGGCACCAAACUGUACACACACCGCGAUGGAGCAUGGCAAGUGGUUUAUGCUGAACUCUUCUCGCAACAAGAAAGAGCAAACAUCAUCAAGGCAUUUGAGAUUUCGUUGGCUGCUACAGGCUUUACUCCCGAAAAGACCUGGGGAGAACGUAUUGAAGACCGAGGCAGCCAGAUUACUUUUUCUGCUUUGGGGCAACAGGCACCGGUAAGCGAAAAGGAGCACUGGGAUCCCGAUUUUGCCAAACGCAAAGUCAUACAAGCGGAUCUGCAGACACGUCUACCGGGAUUGUCCAUCAACAUGGGCGGAGCAACUUCCAUCGAUAUCACCAGAGAAGGUGUGGACAAAGGGUAUGGAUUGAAGAAGCUGCGUAAUGCGAGUGGAAUCCCUCUAGAGCAGAUGAUGUUUAUCGGCGAUGCGAUAUUUCCUGGAGGCAACGAUUACCCGGCUAAGGAGAUUGGUUUGGAGACUGUCAAGGUCAAGAAUCCUGAUGGCACACUUGCUGCUAUUGCUGGGAUUGUGGCUUGCCUUAGAUAG
Messenger RNA from Aureobasidium musti, 747 nucleotides. Lineage: Eukaryota; Fungi; Ascomycota; Dothideomycetes; Dothideales; Saccotheciaceae. The record is from the annotation of a GenBank genome assembly.